CGCUCGUAGGCGGCUAUCAGUUUCCUCAUGUUAAGCUGUUCGCUAUGGGGAUUCCUGUCAAUGACUGUUCCGAUCAUGGAUUCGGACCGGCGAGCUGCCGAAGGUUUGAUUUUACUCUGGUAUUUGAGCAAAGCAUACUGUCGAUCCUGCCAUCGGCUGCCCUGAUCAUCCUGGCGUUUGUGCGCGUCUACUUCCUGUACGGAUCGAGUGUCAAAGUUAUGCCACACCCGGUAUUCAAGGUUAAAGUGGUCAUGGCCGUCGCAUACAUUGGUCUUCAAUUAGCGCUGGUAGUACUCUGGAGCUCAGUCGCCUCAGUUCAAACCGGGGUGUCUAUUGCAUCUGCCGCUCUAUCAUUUAUCGACUCGCUCGUUAUUUUGCUCCUGUCCUUUGUAGAGCAUUGGAGGUCAUACAAACCUUCAUCUUUACUUCUUACCUUUCUCUUGUUUUCUGGUCUUUUUGACGUUGUUUACAUUCGAACUCUCUUUCUAAUAUCCGAAUUUCCCAUUUCUGUAACCAAGACAGUCGCAUUGGUGGUGAAGAUCGUGCUGUUUCUCCUUGAAACGCAAUCCAAAAUCGGUUAUUUGAAGGAGCCUUACAAGAGUUACUCACCAGAAUCAACUGGUGGCAUUCUCAAUUGGAGCUUUCUUUGGUGGCUUAAUAACCUCUUCAUCACCGGCUUCCGGAAGAUUAUGACUUAUGGCGAUUUAUUCAACAUCGAUGAAAGAAUCAACUCUCGGGUCCUGGACGAGAAAAUGGGAGGCUCGUGGAAAGUAUAUAGACAUUCGGAGAAGAGACAUGCGCUAGCAAUUGCAGCAGCAUCUUGCUUGUUCUCAGAAUGGCUCUUAACCCUACUUCCACGCCUUGCACUCGUUGGAUUUAACUAUGCACAACCUUUUCUGAUCAGUCGCUCUAUCAGUUUACUCAGUCAACCGGAUUCACAGCGAUCUACCAACUAUGGAUAUGGCAUAAUUGGUGCGACGGUUCUAGUAUAUCUGGCCACAGUACAUUAUCGGCAACGUGUUUUUCGAAUCAUUACUAUGUUCCGCGGAUCAAUGGUUACUCUCAUCUAUAACCACACUUUAGAGAUCCAGGAUGGUUUGCAAUUUGAAGGUGCAGCUUUAACUCUGAUGUCAACAGGUCAGAGAGGACAUUUGAUAAUCGUGGGCUGUUCGCAACUGACUUCCGCAGACAUAGAAAAUAUCGUGGAGUCGCUGGAGCCAAUCAACGAGAUUUGGGGAAGCACAAUUGAAAUGGCCAUCGGUAUAUGGCUCUUGAAGAGGCAACUAGGAGCGAACUGUGUAGUUCCAAUCAUCAUUACUUUAAUUUGCACAUUUGGUCAAGCAUCUGUGGCGAAGCGUAUUGGUCAAAAGCGACAAAUGUGGACUCAAGCGAUUCAGGAGCGUGUUUCUACGACAGCGUCUGCACUUAACUCUGUCAAAGCUAUCAAACUGAUGGGACUUGAGAGGAUCUUGGAGGUUACAUUGCAGAACUUGCGGAUCCACGAACUAUGCGUUUCAGGCGGAUUUAUGUGGCUCAUUCUUUUUCUGAAUUUACUUGCGACGGCCCCAGCUAUCUGGUCACCAGCCAUAGCCUUUAUCGCGUUCACUAUCCAGGCCAAAAUUCAACACUCGACUCUUCUUUCGACGGAACAAGCUUUCACUUCAUUAGCUGUCAUUUCGCUCGUGACUAUCCCAGCGGAAAGUUUUAUGGUUGCGAUCCCCCAUACUGGUGCUUGCCUAGGUUGCUUCACACGCAUCCAGGACUACCUUCGCCUCCCCUGUCGGAACGAUCAUCGGAGUGGCCCUCUACAUCUAUCGGAUACUGCCCCGUCCCCCUUUGAUAGCUCUUCGAAACAUGUCGAGCUAAAAUGCCUAAAUAUAAAUCCAUCGGUUUCAUCCAUGGAAAAUGCAAUCUGUUUAAAGGACGUGACUGUUCGCCCUGCACCGGCGGCUUCACUUGCACUUGAUAAUAUUUCUCUCUCCGUUCCACCCUCGUCGCUGGUCAUGGUCGUAGGACCAGUUGGUUCUGGGAAAACGACUUUGAUUAAAGCCAUUCUAGGCGAACUCCCUUGUGAAAGUGGCUCAGUGUCCGUUGCAUCGAAGCAAAUGGCCUACUGCCAUCAAAAGCCAUGGCUGACCCACACGUCUAUCCUUCAAUCGAUUUGUGGGCUAUCCGAAAGUCAGGCGGUAGACGAAGCCUGGUAUAAAACCGUGGUAUAUACUUGUUGCUUAGAAGCGGAUAUUAAAAUGUGGCCAGAAGGUAGCCAUACCAUCAUUGGGAAUAAUGGACUUAUUUUGAGCGGAGGUCAAAGGCAGAGAUUGGCGCUGGCUCGAGCUGUUUAUGCCCGAAGAGGUAUCAUUUUACUUGAUGACGUGUUCAGCGCCCUUGAUGCGACAACAGAGGAUAUGGUUUUUUCUAGGCUGCUUGGAAACCAAGGCUUGCUGAGGAAACUGAAUAGCACCGUAGUGCUUGUCACUCAUUCUGUCAAACACCUCCCUUUCGCAGAUGAUGUAGUCAUUCUUGAUCAGGGUCGUAUUGUCCAAGAUGCGCGCGACGCCACAGUCUCCAAAAUAGAGGUACUAAAAGAUACUAUGAUGCAACCCUCGCAGCUGGUGGAGAAAGAUAUGCAAUCAAGUCAAGACGCAAAUGAAUUACCAGGCUUAUCAACCAUUGAACAAGAUCUGGUCCGGCGCACGGGCGAUAUCGAGGUUUACAAGUACUAUGCUAAAUCGAUUGGAUGGAAGUACACGUCUCUAUUUGCGAUCGCUAAUAUCGGAUAUGCUUUUGCAAUUGCGUUUCCUCGGGCUUGGUUAGUAUUGUGGGUGAAAGCUGGUGGCGAUCAGCUUCACAUUUACAUUCCUAUAUAUGUGGUGUUGUGUAUUCUGGCGGACAUCUUUCUCGCUGGAAAUUUGUGGGUGACUUUCAUCAAGAUAUUACAGAAAUCGUCGGCUCGGCUCCAUGAAAAUUUACUUGAAGCAGUCAUGAGAGCUCCGCAAUCAUUCUUUGUGCAAACUGAUACCGGGGUUACUCUGAAUAGAUUUAGUCAAGACAUGUCUCUAAUCGACAACAACUUGCCUAUUGCGCUCAACAAAACCGCAGCUGAAUUUUGCAAUUGUGUUGCCCAAGCUGUACUGGUAUGCACAGGUUCCAGCUACAUGGCUCUCACGGUUCCUUUUACUCUGCCAAUCAUUUAUUUAAUUCAGAAUGUCUACCUGAGAACCUCUCGUCAACUUCGUCACAUGGACCUAGAAGCCAAAAGUCCAAUAUAUUCACACUUCUUGGAGACCUUAAAUGGUCUCUCAACCAUCCGAGCAUUCGGUUGGCAGCAGUCAUCAAAGAACAUCAACAUCUGCCACCUUGAUGCUUCACAGAAGCCGUACUACCUUUUGUUUUCCAUCCAGCGAUGGUUGAACCUAGUUCUAGACCUCCUUGUGGCCGCAUUAGCAGCCAUUCUUGUUUCUCUUGCCUUUUCUCUGAGGCAUAGCACUAGCCCCGGUCUUUUAGGCGCGGCGUUAAACACGAUCCUCGUGCUGAACCAAUCACUGCAAAAGCUAAUUACAUCUUGGACAUCACUUGAGACAUCUUUAGGAGCUAUUGCCAGAGUCAGAUCCCUUAUUGCUUCGACAUCAACAGAAAAUCAACCCAGGGAGAACAGGGAGCCCCCUGCGGCAUGGCCAGGCAAGGGUGGAAUUCAUUUUGAUUCAGUGUCGGCUUCAUAUGAUGGGGUAACCAUGGCUUUGAGCAACAUCACGAUGCAGAUAAAGCCUGGUGAGAAGAUCGGCAUCUGUGGGCGUACUGGCAGUGGCAAGAGUUCUCUGGUUCUUACUCUCCUCCGCCUCCUUGACAUUUCAGCAGGCCGUAUCAUCAUUGACGACGUGGAUCUUUGCACAAUUCCGCGGCACGAAGUUCGAUCGCGGAUUAUCACCAUUCCUCAAGAUCAAUUCACGCUAGACGGCUCUGUCCGCCUUAACGUCGACCCUUCCGGGUGUAUUUCCGACAAGGAUAUUCGGGAUGCACUUCAAAAAGUGCACCUUUGGCAGAUUAUCGAGGCUCGUGGCGGUCUCGAUGGGAAAAUGGAUGCCGGCUCAUUCUCCGCUGGAGAGCAGCAGCUCUUCCGACUUGUUCAAGCCAUACUCCGGAAGGAGGGCCGCAAGAUUCUUGUUCUUGACGAGGCAACUAGUAAUGUUGACAGUGAUACGGAUCUUCUGAUGCAGAAGCUUGUCAAGAAAGAGUUUAAGGACUUCACCGUAUUGACAAUUGCACAUCGAGUCGACACAAUACUCUGCUAUGACAAAGUUGCUGUCUUUGAUAAGGGAACAUUAGUGGAACUUGAUUGCCCCCAGAGGCUUUUAAAAGCAAAUAAUAGCGUCUUUGGGAGUUUAUAUAAGGCCAAAAAAGCAGAAUAAGACCCAACCUUCUCGAACCCUCCGACGACUCUCAGAUAUACUAUUGAGAUCCCGCAGCGGAGGUUCGAGGCACAGGAUGGAAAGGAAGUAGAGGAUCCGCAUUGCUAGCACGAUUUGAUGCGGAUAAAAGUUGGCCCGUGUGUGUAGGCCAAAAAAAGGCUGAUGUUUCAAGCUGGAUUCCGCAUCAUUACGCGAUUUCCGUCUUCUGCUUUUGGCUUUCAUACCCGAGUCAGUUUUCUUGCUAUAUCAAACUUGAUUUCGAUCCAUGACAAUAGCGGAUUUGCUGCCUGGCUCCUUGCAGGGUUCCGCUAGGGUUGAACAUACAAGUUGGAUUGCCUAAAGGGCUCAUUGGAUAUGCUCUGUACCUUUCUAUUGAGCUUGAAUCAAGUUGCGCAUCCUAGAAAUUCGGAAGGGUUGUUGUUAUACAAAUCAACAAUCUGUUGUGCAAAACGCGGAAAUGUAUUUGCCUUUCCGCCGGGUGCAACACGGCUGCCGGGCAAUAAUUCUAUUACAAUCCCAAAACUACGGCUGUCUGUUGGGUCUUUAAUCAAUAGGCGAACGUCCGCCUUUUUCUGGAGCACAUUCAGGGGCAUAUUUGCGGACUGAGCGGAAGGGUGCAGGAUUUGCCGCCUUGUUGACGAUCAACCUCGACGCAUUUCUUUUUCCAUCAAGAGGUGGCUUGGCACAUACGGUUGAAAUUUCGUGAAUCAUCUGUUUCUCAGUGACUUGACGGAAAGAGCUCCUUGCAUGACCUCUCUGGGCUGCUGCUGGACUUAUCCUGCAGAGGUUCCAAUAACAGGGUUUCAAGAGAUGUUUCUGCACAGUGUAUCCUGACUGUGUAACUGGCAAGACUCCUCUCCAACAUGUCAAUACAAGAGGGUUGAUCGGAGGGCCACUUCAGGUAAAGGUGCCCGUCUUGCCCAAAGUCAGAAUCACCGCUCGCGCCAGUUACUGACGUUAUGUGCGUUUUUGUGUCCCAAGCUGAAUUGAAGUUGCAGUUUGGUCAGGCAGUAUUGCUAUAGAGGCAGCAUCUGGUUAAUUUCGAGAUGAAUAGUUUGGUCCUAGUGAAGAAGAGGUUAAGCACAAGGUCACUUCACGGAUCAGUCAGAAUACUUACACAUGGUGGUAUCGUCAACUAUUUUCA
Molecule: messenger RNA, 5550 nt
Organism: Coccidioides posadasii C735 delta SOWgp
Lineage: Eukaryota; Fungi; Ascomycota; Eurotiomycetes; Onygenales; Onygenaceae
Source: RefSeq, a predicted model, not a curated record